AUGACUAGACCAAAGAUCCUCAUCGUAGGCUGCGGCGCCGUCGGACUGUCACAAAGAUACUACCUUUCCGCAAGUGCCGAAAUAACCUACCUCGUCCGCCCAGGUCGUUCGGAAGCUUUCGUAGCACCUAAACGCCUUUACGAUUACAAGAGCGACAAAUUACAUGUUCUUGAGGAUUACCGUGUUAUCGAAACUACUUCGGAAGUCGCAGGAGAGGAAUUCUACUGCGUGUUUGACACGCUAGACGGCCACACUGCGCAGUCUGAAGGCGGAACUGCAACGAUAAAGAGCGUAGGCGAUCUGACUCGCGAUAACCCGAGAACCUUCGUGUUUUACGAUGCCGCUGGCGUCGACAUCGAGCAGCACUACGCCAGCACCAUGAGCAUAUCGAGAUCGCGACUCAUCUAUAGUAUGGAGCUUGUUGUACAAGCGAACGUGCUAUAUUCCGCCUAUCAUCCAAAUAUACGACUAGUAAUUAUCAACACGAAGGUUCAAAUCACCGAGCUGUUGGAGGCGGUAUACCAUCAGAACGGCAGGGUGAAGAUCCAAAGGUUGCCUGGUAUUUUAAGCGAGCUUCCCAGUCUCAUCUUGGUGCAAUUCAUGGUGUGGAAUACCGAGGACUGGGUCCUGUAUCCACGCUCUCGGGAGGCUCACGAAUCAUGGGCGCUCAUAAUUCGGGCGCAGCAAGAGGUCCUGUCGUUGCCGCGGUGGGGAUGGAUUGGCUGGGGCGGAACACCCCUACCUUACCAUGAAUUCAAUGCCUUUCAUCACGGGAGCAAAGUGGUCGAGCAGGAUAUUGAACUUUUAGAGGGGCUUGUUGCGGAAGGAGAGAGGGCGAAAAUGAAGAUGCCUGCGUUGAACGAGAUUUGUCGGCGGGCACGGAAGAAGCUGGAAAGUUAA
Bipolaris zeicola 26-R-13 is the source of this 900-nucleotide messenger RNA. RefSeq lists its product as uncharacterized. NCBI's taxonomy places the organism in Eukaryota, Fungi, Ascomycota, Dothideomycetes, Pleosporales, Pleosporaceae. The transcript is spliced from 3 exons. The record is from RefSeq and is a predicted model, not a curated record. Bases 1 to 900 code for a protein of 299 amino acids.